AAAAACUGACGAGCUAUUUUGCGUAUAUACAAACGAAAAUACGGUCUUGACUAAACGACUCAGCUCGCUUGGCUUCAAAACUGUCGCAACAAAAUUAUUUCAAUCAAGCUGGUUUUCGCCCUCAUUUUUGAGUACAUUUCGGUUUUAACUUCAACACAAUUUCUUUCAUUUCAUUUUUUUAUUUGACUAAAAGCCUGCAACCCCACUACACGCCUCCGCUUCGACAAUGCGUCGCAUACAUAAUUCGAAUUUUGUGCCGCGAUUUAACCUCGGCAAAUGGACGUGGAAUAAAAACUUGGAGCGCUUGGAAUUUGAGCCCAUCAAAGACGCAGAAUUGGAGAAACUAGAUUAUAUUAGUACGUGUGGCUUCAAAUUCAACAAAACGCUGAAUCAAUUGGAAGAGUUAAUAUUCCUACAGGAAUUCCAGCGUUCCGAACUCACACACGAUGCGGAUGUCAUACUCGUGCAGGAUAUCAAAAAUAUUGUGCUUUUUCUGGCACCAUCCGAGACCAUCACAAAGGAUUUCGUGCUCUUUCUGCACACCUUCACUGUGGAUCGUUUUCUGCGCGCGCUCAUCAUUUACUUUGAGUACUACUUGAAGAUGGUGGAGUUCGUGUUGAUACGACGCGAUGAGAUUAGCGGCGAUAAGGCGCAAAUCCAAAGCGAGGACACCAAUGAGAUCAAGCGCAUCUACUCGUCGUAUCUCACGCAACAUCGGCUGCUGUUGGCGCGCGAGUAUAGCAUCAUUAUAGCGGGCGAUGGCGAAAUGAAGCCCUACUACCACAUUACGCCCAUCGUCAAUAUAUCGCAAUCGAUUAAGGAUAAGCGCUUUCACGAAACCUUUUUGGCCUUCUCCACACAAAUGGUGUGGAUCGCUAUGCAUCGGCGCGCCUACGACUACAUCGAUUUGGAAAUGUAUCGACUCUUUCGCUCCGAACACUUCAAGCUCAAACGCUAUGCGCACAUCAACUUCACCGAAGCCGAGGCGAACAUGCUGUACGGCAAGAAUUACAAGCGCGUCAAUUAUCGCGCACAAAACUCACCGCUCAUACAGGAGUUGGUCAAUGUGUCCACCGAGAAUUUGCCCAUACUGUGGAUUGGUGAACGUAAGUAUCGCGGCACCGAUUUGCGCAUACACCAGCUGGAGCUCGAGUACAUUGUGCCGGACAGUCAGUUGACUUUGAUCGAUGUGUGCCAUGGCAUACUCGGGCAUCCGAAGAAGAUCUACAAUACGCUGUUGAACAUCAAUUGGGAGGAGGUGCGCUUCCAGAACUAUUCGCAAGUUUAUGACCCCUACCAAUUGGUGCGUCAGCCGGCGCUGAAGAUACCGCGUAUCGAUGCGGAGAAGAUACGCAAACAUGCGCAGAAAUUCGACACCUACUAUCACGUGCGCAUGCAGUACGAGCGCGUAAGCAGAGCGGUGAUUGAUAAGUGGUGUCGUCGCGACGCCGUCAUUGCGUACUUCACCACGGAGGGCAUGAUUACGAACAUUGUGACACGCUGCGAAAGGGAGCUGGAGAGAGACUCGUAUGGUCCGAGUGUGGAGGAGAUAACGAGCAAGUUUUUGGCACGCAAGAAAUUAUUGCGGAAACUAUAGGAGAUCAGCCAUCUAACCUAUAGGAGAUUGCUCGAAGGCAGUUGGCAAGGCCUCGUAUAUUUUUCAUAUUUUUAUUAUUAUCAUUUUUUGAUGGCGAAUUGUUUUUAUCAUGAUUUCGGUAUGCACUUAUUUCAAUAAAAUUUGAGGUUAAGUACGAUUUAUUUGCAUGAAAUUUAAAUUUAACGGUAAUUGUUAACAUAAGAUUGAAGAAAACACUGUUUUAAUUCAAUAAAAUAUUUCACAAGACAGAGUUGUGACACUAUAAACGCAACCCCGUACUGAAGUCAUCUUCUAUUUACCGUUACUCUGCUCUUUGACUCUACUCUCACGUGAAAGAAUCAUCCUGACUUACAUGAAAGACAACAACAAAUGUAUCCAGUUGAAUUCUAGACAAGUGGGUAUGUGAGUACCAUGAUAAAGUGUUAACUCUCUUUGAUUUAAGCGAUGUGUUUGUUCGAUUCACCACUCGCUAAGCUUUAGUGCAACGAAAAAGGCUAGAGCCUACAUACAAAUUUAUGCUGUACUAUUUUCAGGCUUAUAUAACAAUAAAUUCAUAAACAUUUUAUAAGAAAUAAGCUUUAAAUUGUUUUCAUAUGCAAAGAACAGGCUCACCCUAAUGCAUAGUUAUCUUUUCGUACACACCGUAUGUAGGUACUUCAAU
Bactrocera dorsalis (oriental fruit fly) is the source of this 2258-nucleotide messenger RNA. RefSeq names its product protein phosphatase 1 regulatory subunit 36. Lineage: Eukaryota; Metazoa; Arthropoda; Insecta; Diptera; Tephritidae. Gene Ontology annotation, biological process: negative regulation of phosphatase activity. The record is from RefSeq and is a predicted model, not a curated record. The transcript has a single exon. Gene Ontology annotation, molecular function: phosphatase binding. The coding region runs from base 227 to 1597 and encodes 456 amino acids.